This is a messenger RNA of Bipolaris maydis ATCC 48331, 396 nucleotides long. NCBI's taxonomy places the organism in Eukaryota, Fungi, Ascomycota, Dothideomycetes, Pleosporales, Pleosporaceae. The record is from RefSeq and is a predicted model, not a curated record.
AUGCGCAACCCCCAAAUUCACCCUACCCACCCACCCGCUCGCCCUCUCUCUCUAUCCGGCACCUCAGGCCGUAGCAUUAUGCCCGGCCUCAUAAUAAAUCCGCACAUGGGCAUUCGGUUCCGCGCUGGUAAACCAAUAAACACUAAUCCACAUGAGCACCUUCAUCCUCAGUCCACGGAUACGCCAUGCGUCCACUCGACCAAGCUUCUCAUAGAUGCACGCCCAGCAGCGCCACGGGGCCACUAUCCGCAAAAGCGUAUGCCUAGCGUCUGCGGCUUUGUGCGACCUGCAGCUAGCUAUACGCCUUGGCCCUCGCGCGUAAACCACGCCGAGCGCGCGAGCCCCCGCCGUCUCUCGCCGGCCGUGUAUAUGGUUCGCGAUCUGAUGCCAUCGUAG